CAUAAUCUGAAUCUUUCUUUCUUUGGAAAACAACAUAUAGACGACGACUCACGACAUGAAAUUGUUCUCCAAGUUUGCUCUCCCUUCGACUGCUGGAAAUGGCAAAUCCGGUCUCGGCUUUGGGUCCAUGGGCAUCACGUCUUUCUACGGUGAUCCCAUGCCCGAAGACAAGGCAAUGGAACUCCUCCAGACUAUUUACGACAAGGGAUGUCGUCACUUUGACACAGCGGAAGUCUACACAGCCGAAGAACUCACAAUGAACUGGUCCUUGGACGCUUCUUCAAAAAAAUUCCCCGAUGGCGCUUACGAUUAUGAGACCGUCAAGGCCUCUUUGACUGGCUCUCUGGAUCGUCUUCAGCUUGAGUACGUGGAUCUCUAUUAUGCGCAUCGAGUCAUGACCUUAGAAGGUGGUAUGGAUUUUGCGCGCACCGCCAAGCGUCUUAAAGAAGAAGGACUUAUCAAAGAGGUUGGUCUGAGCGAAGUGGGCGGCAAGUGGCUCAAACAAAUCAACAACAUCUAUCCCAUUGACGCUGUGCAACAGGAAUGGAGCUUGCUUACCCGUAACUUGGAGGAUGAACUGGUUCCGGUUUGUAAGGAACUUGAUAUUACCAUUGUUGCGUAUAGUCCUCUCGCCCGAAAUCUACUGGCGACCAAGCUCGAAGAGGCGCCCAAAGACUGGCGGGCUAAGCUUCCUCGUUACUCCAAGGAAAAUUUUGGAGCAAACCGCAAGAUUGUGGAAAAGUUGGAAGAGCUUGCCGCAAAGUACAACGGAACAACUGCUCAGCUUUCCCUAGCGUGGCUCUUCCACAAGGCCAACGAACUUGGUGUGGCUGUAGUUCCUAUUCCGGGAUCUACAAAGCUGAGCCACGCAAUUAGCAAUCUGGAUUCAACCAAGAUUGAAAUUUCUGACGAAGAUACAGCCACGUUGGAAGGAUUGGCUGCUCAAGUGGCGGGGGCACGGGGUGGCGAAGACUACACGGGAAUAGCAAUCGAAGCGCAAGACUAACCAGUCAAAGCUGCUUUCAAUGAAUAAAUGUAUGAAUAAUGGACUCUAAUCUUUAGGAAGCAAUGACCGGUUUC
Phaeodactylum tricornutum CCAP 1055/1 is the source of this 1080-nucleotide messenger RNA. RefSeq lists its product with no specific name. Lineage: Eukaryota; Bacillariophyta; Bacillariophyceae; Surirellales; Neidiaceae. The record is from RefSeq and is a predicted model, not a curated record. The transcript has 2 exons. Gene Ontology annotation, cellular component: cytoplasm. The coding region runs from base 56 to 1006 and encodes 316 amino acids.